AUGUACGUUUACUCACUCAUCGGUUUUAUUUUCUGCGGAUUCGCUACGUCGACAGAAUUCAUUAGUGUGUCAGUGGAAGAAAAGUUGCGUAAUGAAUUGUUUGCAUCUUAUGACCGUACUGUGAGAGCAUCUAAUAUCUCCGGUGUACCAGUUGUCAUCAACGUUGCAUUAUCAGUGACUCAGCUACUAGAUGUGGACGAAAAACGGCAAGUUAUAACUUUGAGUACAUGGCUUUAUCAGAUUUGGAAGGACUACCGUCUUCACUGGGAGCCCAGUGACUAUGAAGGCAUUCACUCAAUUCCAAUAAAGGCUCAGGAUGUAUGGUAUCCCGACACAGCAAUUUACACAAGUGCCAGUGAAGAGCACGUGAAUUUUCCAACAGUUGUAGCAGACUCAAUGACUACGUUGGUUCAAUACGACGGUAAUAUAACGGUGUGUUCUGCGCAUAUUUAUGAGAUACCCUGCAAAAUGGACAUUGUUGAUUUCCCGUUUGAUGUGCAGUCAUGUGACAUGGCAGUUGGAACGUGGGUACACACCGUACAACAACUCGAUUACUACGUCACGUUCGAUUCUAUACAGCAAGAAGGUUUCCUACGUAAUACGGAAUGGAGUAUAGACGGAUCGAGUGCGACUCGGUACACGGCGGACUUCAUUGUGUUUCCUGGCACGUAUUCUUACGUGACCUUUACUUUGUUUAUGCGACGCAAACCUCUUUAUUACGUUAUUAACCUUAUUUUGCCGUGCGUUCUGUUCUCGCUUCUGACCGUCACUGUAUUUUUUCUCCCGCCUAACUCAGCUGACCGCAUCACAAUGGGUGUAUCCAUCCUCCUGACUCUUUUUGUAUUCAACCUCCUCGUUGCUGAUAUCAUGCCGGCAACGUCAGAAAACGUACCCGGUCUAUCACUAUAUCUCUUACUGAAUAUGGCCAGUGUUGUCAGCGCCAUCGUCAUCUCUGCUGCCUUGUUGUCGCUGUACCAUAAAACUGGCAAUGUUUCCUCAUUCGUGAAACUUAUCUUCAUCGACCAUUUGGCGAAAGCUGUCUUCGUGAAAACCAAGCCGAGGCUCGAACGCAGAAACAGUAACAUUUCUCCAAAUACCAUCUCUGCCUCGCUGAGGGCGCACCGAAAUUCGUUCGAAAAUUUCGUCUUCGAAACGAACGAAAUCGACGAGAUUAAAAUAAUUGGACGAACACGAUCGGCAUCUCAACAAAGCCCCCGUACGCAUUCGCCGGGUUUGAAGCAAUGCGAUGACGCAAUAUCGAGGAACUCGCGAUUCUUGAUUGACGUCAUUCGAAGACUUGACGUCAUCAUUGGCCAACACAGGAAGUUAUUUCAAAGCCAAGGUCACGACUCCUCUCGACCAAUGGACAUUGAUGAAUUUGGCGAAUACCAGAUACUUGCAAAUGUUAUAAAUCGCUUGUUUUUUAUUGUGUUUUUAAUAUUCUACCUAACAGGUACGUUUUAUAUAUUUUUAAUGUAG
Molecule: messenger RNA, 1479 nt
Organism: Saccoglossus kowalevskii
Lineage: Eukaryota; Metazoa; Hemichordata; Enteropneusta; Harrimaniidae
Product: neuronal acetylcholine receptor subunit alpha-6-like
Biological process (GO): monoatomic ion transmembrane transport
Cellular component (GO): membrane
Molecular function (GO): transmembrane signaling receptor activity; extracellular ligand-gated monoatomic ion channel activity
Source: RefSeq, a predicted model, not a curated record